CACAGUUUAUUUCAAGUACGUAAUAUGAAUUAUUACACGAUUGGAGUCCCAAAUGUUUUAUGAUAAUUUGUGAUUUUGUGGGAAUAUUUUUCCCUAAGCUAUUGAUCAGAGCAGAGUUGUUUAGUAACAUUUGUGAAGCUCUGAAGAUGAUUGGACAUGAGAAAAGAGAUGAAUUCUGACGUGGAAUCCAAGCAGACCACGUACGUUACGCCCCACUGAGCGAUCGAGUUACCCCCACUUUCAGUAUCAAAGUGUAUACAUUUCAUUUAACCAUCACAGCCGACAGAUGUAUAUAAUAGGCUACAAAUUAAAAUCACUCUGAAUCGCACGAGCUGGAGGUUAAAUCAAGGAACAAGAGCUACGACUGCGAGAUACACCCAACAUGCAGAACUUUAUUUUUUGGCUUUUCGCUCUCGUUCUUCUUUUAUGUUUCGUCCGAUCGACCUCUCACUGGUGGUUUAUGUCUCAAGUGCACACAGCAGGCGACAGAAUUAUGUGUGAUAACGUACCUGGUUUGGUAAACAUCCAACGACAACUUUGUCGAGAGAACCCUGAUGUUAUGGUUGCCACUGGAAAAGGCGCAAGGCUUGGAGUGGAGGAAUGUCAGCGACAAAUGAAAGACCAGAGAUGGAAUUGUUCCACCGUGCCGCGGGAUGAUAGCGUGUUCGGGAAAAUAAUGAAGAAAGCGAGCCGGGAAAGUUCCUUUGUAUACUCAAUGACAUCUGCUGCAGUCGUACACGAAGUAACCCGUGCGUGUGGGCGAAACGAACUCAAGAAUUGUACUUGCGUCACAAAUCACAAAGACAGAAGUCAGAAAAACUUCGACUGGAAAGGAUGUAGCGACAACAUUGCCUUCGGUCUGAGAUUUGCCAAGUUAUUUGUGGAUUCUGUCGAACAUGAAAGAGACCCACGCGCCAAAAUGAAUCUCCACAACAACUUGGCUGGAAGAAGAGUAGUACAAAGUCAAAUGGUUUUGAUCUGCAAGUGUCAUGGCAUCUCUGGUUCAUGCGAAUAUAAAACAUGUUGGAAAGGAAUUGCUCCGUUUGGUGCUGUGGGCAGUUAUCUUCGUGAUAAAUAUCACGCUGGCGUCCUUGUCACUGUUAACCACAGCAGCAGUGACUCUAGUGAGCUCGUGGUGGCUAAAGGGAAGUCUUCAAUUAAACCUCCACGUGACGAUCUCGUGUUCUUAGAGGAGUCCCCGGAUUACUGCGUUCGUGAUUCCAACACCGGCUCGCUGGGCACCGCGGGAAGAGUUUGUGAAACGACCACUUUAGGGAACGGGAACUGCAGGCUUCUGUGCUGCGAGCGCGGGUUUAAUACGAUUCAAAUCGAGGAAGAGUACCAGUGCGCUUGCAAAUUUCACUGGUGUUGUCUCGUAAAGUGCAAAAUUUGCAGAAAAACUGUCGACAGGCAUGUGUGCAAUUAGCCCGAGGAAGAAACAUCUCUUUACAAUGGACGUUGAUAAUACGGUCAACUCCCGAUAACUCAGACCUUGAAGGAAUUGAAAAAGGUUCGACUUAUCGGGAGUUGAGAACAAAUAUAUAACGUAAUGAAAAACAAAGCAAAGCAAAAAAGCAGGAGAAGUCCAGGCAUUGCGAACGUUGCAGGUUUCACAGAGAACAACGUCGGGCUACCGCUACAGAGUUCAGGAAAUUCACUUUUUCGAGAAAUAGUUUCAAUGUUUUGAACUACAGAUUGAUUGUUUUGAGUUGUCAUGUUUUGACAAACAUGGUUCGAGUUAUCGAGGGUAAAAUUAUAUGGAAAAUGAACUGAAGGGAAAGGAAAAUUUCCUAGAGUUAGCGGGAGGUUCGAGUCAUGUGGAUGCAGGAGUCGCCUGUAAAGAGGAAACUCCUAAAAAGUCUGGGUGGUGGAAUAGUUUCACUAGUUAAAAACAAUAGCCUAACUGUUUUUAGCCAUAGAUUUAUUUCUGAGUCGUCCGAGUUCUGCGUGGACUACUUACGAAGUAGUUUGUCGAAUUGCUUUAUCCAAAACGCGAAAAAGGAACUGGACAAUAUUUCCGCAAUUCACGCCUCGUCUGGCUCAAUAUAUUUAUACUAGUUAUGCAACACUUUCGAGUGCUAUACCAUGAUAUAUCCCACGGUCACCUUUAUUUUCUUGGCCUAUAAGCACUCGCCUGUGCCAUAGAAAAUACGCAAUCAAUGCGAUAUACGCGCGGCACAUGAUGGGAAGGUUGGAUGUAAUACCGUCGAAUAUACAACGGCUUAUCUCUAUUCUGAUUGGCUGUAUUUUUUAUGGCAUGGUAUGUAUGCAAAAUUAUAAAUUUUUAAUGUUACAUGUCUACGCGACGUUCGUUGAAUAAUCCGUUCGCUGUUUUCAAGACUGCGCAUACAGUCAUUACAGGUUUUGUUAGCUGACCAGUUCUAUGAAACAUCUAGUAUAAACUAGCUGGGUGAGCUGUGGCAGCCGUUGACCCUUUGAUUCGAUAUGGUAGUAGCAGUAUUAGUAGUUUAUUAAAAUUCUCUGGGGGUCUUAGACUGAAUUAACGAGCUAGGCUUACAAGAAAUAAUAUUCAAUAAAUCUAACUAAUCUAAUACUACUAACGAUUAACUAAUUGAAAUAUUUAAAUAUGAACAAUUCCUCACUUUUCCUGGUUCUACAAUUAAUUAAGUUUUUAAACAAAUAAAAUUGCCACGGGAUUGUUCUUAAGUUGUAACGACAAUUAUUAUAACAACGAGUUUUGAUGCUAAGUGAAACAGAGGAUGAUCACUCUGCUUCAUGUUAUCCAUAUACUUAAAACGCAAGUACUUGCUCCUAUCAGCCAGUGUUGUUAAUUUAGCCAACUGGAGGGUGUCUGAGUAAGUUUCAACCGCUAGGAAUGAUAUGGGUUAGGGCAGCUCACUUUUAUAGCCAAGCGUAUUUACACCAGCAAUUUAUUUGUAUCUAUCUAAACGAUUCAUUUAUAGGAGUCCAACUUUUUGAACUCUUUAGUUAAAUGUUCAAUUUUUAAUUACUGUUUGCCAUCAGUCUAGAACCAUCUUAUGCGACGCUCGAAUAAUAAAUAUGAUAACUAAUGAUCAGGGCUGGAAAUAACAGUCGGUCAUCGGACAUUGUCCGACCAAAUUUUGAAUAUGUCCGGUCAAUUUCCCAUUCUGAUCGGACAUGAUGACCAAACAUUUUACCAACACCAAGUUAUUGUCCAUCCAUAAAAUUUGGUU
Messenger RNA from Orbicella faveolata, 3176 nucleotides. Its product is annotated as protein Wnt-2b-like. Gene Ontology annotation, biological process: canonical Wnt signaling pathway; neuron differentiation; multicellular organism development. Gene Ontology annotation, cellular component: extracellular region. Gene Ontology annotation, molecular function: cytokine activity; frizzled binding. NCBI's taxonomy places the organism in Eukaryota, Metazoa, Cnidaria, Anthozoa, Scleractinia, Merulinidae. The record is from RefSeq and is a predicted model, not a curated record.